AUGGGUUGCUGUGCAAGCCGAAACGCGGAUUCUAAAGCUGCCAGGGUUGCCCGCUGGCGAUCUACCGGAAUUACUUUUCCUGAUGAUGUUCUUGAUCUAGACAAAGCCGUGCGCACCCUUGAUUUAACACACAAUAAAUUGGUUGACAUUCCUAUGGAGAUUAGCAAAUUAAUAAACCUGCAACGCCUGGUUUUAGCUGAUAAUCUUAUUGAGCGAUUGCCAAUGAAUUUGGGGAAACUGCAGUCUCUAAAAGUUAUGACGCUUGAUGGCAAUCGAAUUGCUUCCUUACCUGAUGAAUUGGGCCAGCUGGUGAGGCUUGAGAGGCUGUCCAUUUCAGGAAACUUUUUAACAUGCUUGCCUGAGACGAUUGGGAGCUUGCGCAAUGUAAGUGACUCUAUUUGGUUGUCGAAAUUGAAUUUAGCUAUGGAAUGUUUUGAGAUUGCAUUACAUUUACUAAAUAAUCUUAUUGAAGAUCUUCCUGCAUCUGUUUGCAAUCUAAUUCACUUGAAGUCACUUUCCUUGAACAAUAAUAGUGUGGGCCAGCCUCUGCCAGUCAUUUUGACCAACUUCCUGAAUGCUUUCCACUUUGGUAUAAUAGGGGUCAUUUUGGGUGUACUGAUUCUAUUUUACAAUGUCUUUUCAGUAAUAGAAAUGCCAACUAGUAUUGAUGGUGUUGCUAACUGGGUAUCAAUUCAUAAUUCUGGAUAG
This is a messenger RNA of Dovyalis caffra, 708 nucleotides long. The record is from the annotation of a GenBank genome assembly. Lineage: Eukaryota; Viridiplantae; Streptophyta; Magnoliopsida; Malpighiales; Salicaceae.